This is a messenger RNA of Musa acuminata AAA Group (dessert banana), 567 nucleotides long. Its product is annotated as ethylene-responsive transcription factor 4-like. Gene Ontology annotation, molecular function: DNA-binding transcription factor activity; DNA binding. Gene Ontology annotation, biological process: regulation of DNA-templated transcription. The transcript has a single exon. The coding region runs from base 1 to 567 and encodes 188 amino acids. The record is from RefSeq and is a predicted model, not a curated record. NCBI's taxonomy places the organism in Eukaryota, Viridiplantae, Streptophyta, Magnoliopsida, Zingiberales, Musaceae.
AUGGCGGUGGAGACGAUUCCGACGCGAAAUGCAGGCUCGGCGACGGUGGCGGUCACCGGGUCGAAGGAAGCGGCGUUGACGAUGGGUGGAGGGAGGAAGGCGUCGCACUUCCGCGGUGUCAGGAAACGGCCGUGGGGCAGGUUCGCGGCGGAGAUCCGGGACCCGUGGAAGAAGACGAGGAAGUGGCUGGGGACCUUCGACACGGCGGAGGAGGCAGCCCGGGCCUACGACGAGGCCGCCCGCAGCCUGCGGGGCCCCAAGGCCAUGACCAACUUCGGUAACUCCGUCCCCGUCGUCGAGAUCCUUCCCUCGGCCGCUGCUUCCGCGGUGCCAGCGCCGCAAAUAAGCUGGAGCUUGGCACAGCCGUGGCGAUCGGGCUUCCUGGCGCUGGCUCCGGCGCCGAACGGGCAGGAUAUGUUCCUCGGGUGGCAGUCGAACCAAUCGAAGUACUCAUGGUACCGGUUCGAAGCGGUAAAGAUGGUGGUGAGCGAGCAGGAGGAAGCGAAGAAGAAGAAGAAGAAGAAGUCGUUCGACUUUGAUCUCAACCUGCCCCCUCCUUUCAUCUGA